AUAUAUUUAAAACAAAAUAAAUAAGACUUGCGCGUGUAAACUUGUCAAAGAAAACACUUGGACAUAAUAAUAUUUAUCAUUACCUUUUUAAUCGCCGAGGUCAAACAUUUAGAUAUUGAUUCUGAUGCAAUGGGAUAUUAAAAUUCUGAAAUUAAAAAUUUAAUCAGAAAAAAUGGAAGUUAAAACCGGAAUCAAGGAACUAGAUGACAAAAUAUGUGAGUGGUUAAAUUUUAACAAGAAUCCAGAAGCUAAAAAUGAAGUCCUGGAGCUUGUGUCUCAAGGAGAUGUUAAAUUACUCAGUAAAUUAUUUUUACAACGAUUGGAGUUUGGUACUGCGGGACUUAGAGGUAGAAUGGGCCCGGGGUACAAUCAGAUGAAUGAAGUUGUGAUUAUUCAGACAGGCCAAGGGUUGAUGAAGUACUUGAAAGGUUCUGUAGAUGAUUUAGAGGAAAAAGGAGUGAUUAUUGGAUAUGAUGGACGCUACAACAGCAAAAGGUUUGCUGAGCUUACCGCAGCGAUAUUUAUUUCUAAUAAAAUCCGAGUGUACUUGUACUCAAAGGUAUGUCCAACGCCAUACAUACCCUUUGGAGUCCAGAAGUACAAAUGCGCUGCGGGAAUAAUGAUUACGGCUUCGCAUAACCCGAAGGAUGACAACGGGUACAAAGUCUAUUGGGAGAACGGCACGCAAAUAAUUUCUCCUCAUGAUAAAGGAAUUUCUAAGUACAUUCUCCAGAAUCUGGAGCCUGCUGAGGAAGCAUGGAUUACGAGUGGAAUUUAUUCCUCUCGACUGUACAAAGACCCGUUGGAUGAGGUAAUGUCUUCCUACAACAAAUUGAUCAAAGAUGACACUAUUUACCCGGAGGUUAAUGGAAGUACUAGUUUAAUUUUUACUUACACCGCCAUGCACGGAGUCGGGUACGAAUAUAUGUGUGAAGCGUUCACAGCUGCCAAUUUUAAGAAAUUUGUAGCAGUGGAAGAACAAAAAUUACCCGAUCCCGAUUUUCCAACUGUUAAAUUUCCAAAUCCAGAGGAAGGAAAGAGUGCAUUAGAUUUAAGUAUUAAGACUGCUGAGGCCAAUGAGUCCAGUGUGAUACUCGCCAAUGAUCCUGACGCUGAUCGAUUGGCUUGCGCUGUUAAAAAAGACACUGAAGAUUGGCAUGUAUUUACCGGAAACGAACUAGGAGCUCUUCUAGGCUGGUGGAUGUUACAUCGAUACCGUGUAAAAUUCCCAGACAAAAAUAUAUCCGACACAUACAUGAUGGCUUCCACAGUUUCUAGUAAAAUUCUUGCCUCUAUGGCUAAAAAAGAAGGCUUUAAAUUUGAGGAAACUUUGACGGGAUUUAAAUGGAUGGGAAACAGAACUUAUGAAUUGAAAAAAAUUAACAAGCAAGUGUUGUUUGCCUUCGAAGAGGCCAUUGGAUUCAUGUGUGGCGAUAAUGUCCUAGAUAAGGAUGGAAUUUCUGCUGGAGUUCGUGUUGCUGAGUUGGCUGCUUAUCUUGAGACUAUGGGAUUCACUUUGUUGGAUAAAUUAAAUGAGAUUUUUACAGAAUAUGGUAGACAUAUUAAUGACAAUUCUUAUUGGAUUUGUCAUGAGCAAGAAAUAAUUAAAAAAAUUUUUGAACGUUUGAGAAAUUUUGAGGGCAAGCCUAACACUUAUCCAUCAAGUAUCUCAGGAGGAAAAUACACAAUAAUAGGAAUCCGUGAUUUAACAACUGGUUACGAUAAUACGCAAAUAAAUAACAAAGCGAUUUUACCUACGUCAAAGUCAAGUCAAAUGAUAACUUUUACAUUUGCAAAUGGGCUGGUGUGUACUCUAAGGACCAGCGGAACCGAGCCAAAAAUAAAAUAUUACACGGAAUUGUGCGCAUCUCCAGAAAUCCAAGACCUUAAUGUACUGAAUGAUAUCUUAAGUGAAAUGGUAUCGUCAAUAGUGAAGGAGUUCUUGCGCCCGGAAUCAAAUGGAUUGAUAGCGCGUUCUACUUAAAC
This is a messenger RNA of Cotesia glomerata, 1986 nucleotides long. RefSeq names its product phosphoglucomutase-2 (gene Pgm2a). Gene Ontology annotation, biological process: carbohydrate metabolic process; purine ribonucleoside salvage. The record is from RefSeq and is a predicted model, not a curated record. The transcript is spliced from 8 exons. The coding region runs from base 173 to 1984 and encodes 603 amino acids. Lineage: Eukaryota; Metazoa; Arthropoda; Insecta; Hymenoptera; Braconidae. Gene Ontology annotation, molecular function: phosphopentomutase activity; magnesium ion binding.